UGGGGGAAAUGGUGCCAGUCUGGGGGCGGUGCGUGGAGUGCCCGGAACGGAUCGGGCCCAGGCUGCCUGGCGGUUGCAGCGCGUCCACUCGCUCCACUUGCGUCAUCUUGACCCCGUGGCCUUCACCUGGCCAGUCUCUGUACACUCGCACCCCGCCCUCACUGCAACUGCCCUGGCAGGGCUCCGGGGCGGCUCAGCCCUGGAGGCAGCAGGUGCGGGCGCUGCCCUGUAUGAAGCUGUACCCGCUGCUCGCGGCUCCUCCCGGUCAGGCUCUGGAGCUGUGGCGACUGGGGCCUUGGGAGUGCAGCAGUGGCUGAUACUUACAAAGAAUUAACUGCCGCUCCUCAAAGGGGCUCGUUGGCAGAGUCUCUUCACCUCCCCAAAACGUGCUAGGCCCUGCGGGGAAGGUUGGGAUUGUUCCCAAAGGACACUCCUUGGCAGACUCUGAGGUUGGCAUGAUCGCGUUUAUCUUGAAUCAGUACAAUUUACCCUCCUAGGAGGACUUGGUUUGUGCCUACGUGGAGCCCUCAGAGAUAAAGCACCGCCCCAGGUGCCAAGUGAGACAGAGGUUAAAGAAUAUCAAAAUAGGAAAGGCUGAAGAAAAUCAAAAUAGGAAAGGUGAAGUUUCAGGACAAUCAAAGUGGCUACACCUACUAUCCACCUUUUCCUCACUUGGCGAUUUCUAGAACUAUGGACAGGCUUCCCUGGGUGGCAGGAGAAUGGGGCACUGGUUCUGUGAAGGCAAGCAGACUCCCCAUUCUACUUUGGAUGGGGGAGUGGUUUUAGACUCAAAAAGGAUGGGAAGAAAGGAUGCGUCUGCCGCAAGAAUUCCUGUUGAGCAAUACAGGAAACAAAUAGGAAAACAAGAUUACAAGAAAAGCAGGCCAGUGUUAAGAGCAACAAGAUUAAAGGCAGAGGCCAAGAAAACUGCACUGGGCAUAAAGGAUAUCCCCAAAUCCUGGCUCUGCGGACUCCAGCUUGUCCAGAAAGCAGCUGCCUAUCUUCUCACACAUACCAGGAAGCAAAAAUGCAUAACUCCCAUCUUCAGACACCUUGAGUGGCUCCCCAUUCAUUUCAGGAUCUAGUUCAAAAUUGCUUUCUUUUUUUUGCACUCUCCAAGGCCUUGCUUUGUUUGGCCUCACAGACCCUUUUUUCUGCUUAGCAUUGACUUACCCUCUGUUCACUCACACAAUCUCCUUCUCAUUGGUGUGGAUCUUCUCUAAUACAGUUCCUGCUUUCUGGAACAGCCUUCUCAGCUCUGCCAGCCUCUCUGUUUCUCUUCAGCUGACUCUUACUCAAAUAAUUCUUUCAUAACAAUGACGACACCAGCCACAAUAACCACAUCCCACCAACCAGCACAAGAAAAAAAAAGAAUCAUCUGAUUGGCCAUGCCUCAGUGGAUUAAACCACAUUUUUGAUCAUUACAUUGAUUGCUUCAGGAAAAAAAAUGACUGUGAAAUACUUAAACACCACAUCCACCAUAAUCUUUCCACCACCAAGAAGACAGCUAUACAGUCCCUGAAAUCCAACCUCCAGAUAGUGAUCCAACCAUCAGACAAAGGGGGUGGCAUCGUAGUCCUCAACUGUGAUGACAAUGGGGCCAACUGAAAACUCUCUGACACCACCUACUAUAAAGAACUCAAAGACCCCACCCCAGAGUUUGCCCAGGAUUUUAGUGGUAUCAUGAAAGCCUUCCAAAAACAAUUCCAAGAUAAAACACUACAACCUCAUCCCCUUGAACCUUCUAUGUGCUGCCUAAGAUACACAGACAAGGGAACCCAGCAAGUCCCAUCAUAUCUGGACACAACACUCUUACUAAGGGAAUACUGAGACUCAUAGAAACCAUCUCCAAACCAUUCACCACACAAAGGGCCAGCUUUCUCCAGGACACAAUCGACUUCCUACAGAAACUCCGCAACAUUUACAACCUCCCUGAGAACAUCAUCCUCGCCACCAUGACUGUCACUGCCCUAUACACCAACAGCCCUCAGAAUGUUGGCAUCUCUGCCGGCCUCAAAUAUCUACAAGACAAUGGACAACACCCAGAUAUCCAUUCCAAACAUUGCCAAACUCAUCCAUUUCAUCCUCACCUAUAACAAUUUUAUAAUGCACAUUUUUCCCAGACCAUAGGAACAGCCAUGAGUGAGUACUUGGAUGGCUCUCCAGUACCCCAACCUCUUCAUGGGCCAGCCUGAGGAAGAAUUUCUGGACAAAUGCACCACAAAACUAAUGCUAUACAUGAGAUACAUUGCUUUUUCAUCCUCUGGACAGAUGACCUAAAUUCCCUCAGAUUUCUACCACAACUUCAACUCAUCCAUUAAACUGUCUCUAGAGCAUUUCACACACCAGCAUCAACUUUCUGGACACCACAAUCAACAUCAACAAUGGAACUCUACAGACAACUACAUACAAGAAACCCACAGAUUGUAACAACUACAUGUCUCUAGAGCAUUCAAAGGCAUGUCUCCUUCUAGAGGCAUAUUGCCUUACCACGUUAAAAUUUUAGCCCUUGACAUUUCACCUCCAGAGAUGUUCCAAAAAUUCUUGCUGUAUUUUGGACAGAAAUCAUAAUGAUGUGAGGUAUGGUGCAAAGGUUUUACACUUGUUUGGAAUGACUCUGUAACUCAUGCAUGGUUUUGCCACUGGAGAAUAAUUUGGACAUCACAAAAUCAUGCUACUAAAACCUGUAUUUGUUGUGAUGCUUACAAAGAAAGUGACAAUGAUUAGACAGCUGGUGUGCUGAGACCAUUGCCUUUCAUGUAGACCAGAAUUAUCUCAUUGCUUCCUUGUGCUCCCUGUCUGUCUGUAUCCACCUGUUACCUCUUGUCUUAUCCUGACAUUGUAAACUGUUUGGUUACAAGGCCUGUCUAUUUAUUAUGUGUUUGGGCUGAUCCAUGACUGGGCUCCUAUGUGCUACUACUUACAAAUAGUAAAGACAGCAAACAAUCCUAUGGCACCUUAUAGACUAACAGACGUUUUGUAGCAUGAGCUUUCGUGCUCUGACGAAGUAGGUAUUCACCCACGAAAGCUCAUGUUCCAAAAUGUCUGUUAGUCUAUAAGGUGCCACAGGAUUCUUUGCUGCUUUUACAGAUCCAAACUAAAAUGGCUACCCCUCUGAUAAAUAGUAAAGAGUUAUAUUUAGACACUAUCACACUAGCAUCUAUAUUUUUCUCACACAGAUAUACAACAUGUAACAUAUGAGAGAGGACAUAUAGAAUGUUUGUACAUAUAAAGUGUGUGUGUUUCUUUCACAGACUGCGGGAGUGGCUGGAAGCCUAUAUCACCCCCAUCGUAAGCCUGCAGUGAAAGUCAUCCUAAUACUUCUGCUUAGUGAUUUUAAAUAGUUCAUAAACUGCUCAAAAAAAUGUGUUGUCAAACUCUGCAACUAAUUUACUUCUUCCAGUCUAUAAAACAAGAAAAGGAAACAUCUGUUUAAAUGGAAACAUCAUGGCACUGGGGAUUAAGCUUCUUUUCUUGUUUCUGCUGUUGUUCAUUGUCUUUAAUUGGCUUUAAAAGUUCAGAAAUGAAUGGCAUUGAUUAAUAAAUAGAAUCAUUUAUCAGUGUUUGAGAACACGGGCAAGCCUACAUACAAGAACAUGUUCUAUGACACUGUCAGCAUUUCUGAAAUAAAUUAAACAGAUGUGGGAACAUUCCA
Gopherus flavomarginatus (Mexican gopher tortoise) is the source of this 3655-nucleotide messenger RNA. RefSeq names its product triple QxxK/R motif containing (gene TRIQK). The record is from RefSeq and is a predicted model, not a curated record. The transcript is spliced from 6 exons. Gene Ontology annotation, cellular component: endoplasmic reticulum membrane. The coding region runs from base 720 to 1085 and encodes 121 amino acids. Lineage: Eukaryota; Metazoa; Chordata; Testudines; Testudinidae.